This is a messenger RNA of Pyrus x bretschneideri (Chinese white pear), 1638 nucleotides long. RefSeq lists its product as uncharacterized. NCBI's taxonomy places the organism in Eukaryota, Viridiplantae, Streptophyta, Magnoliopsida, Rosales, Rosaceae. The record is from RefSeq and is a predicted model, not a curated record.
CUCAACAUCAACCAAUCAAUUUUGGUUAAGAUUUUAUAUGCCAAAACCAAAACUAACACAACCACUACAACCUUAGCAGCUCAGCCACAAAAUGAGCAGCACACAACUUUCAGACCAAAUCUUCCGGCCAUUAAUCCCCGCCGCGUGCGUCAGUUUCCGGCGGCUGAGCACCACCAAGCCCAAACUACUGCCCUGCCCACGCCCUAAAUCUUUGAAACACAAACACUUAACGCAAAAAUCCAAGUGGGCUGUUAGGCUAAGCUUAGUGGACCAAGGCCCGCCAAAAUCAACGUUUGACGUGGAACAGCUAGUAGGGUUUUUGUAUGAGGAUCUGGUUCAUCUUUUUGAUGAUCGGGGAAUUGAUAGGACGGCGUACGAUGAGCGUGUCAAGUUCAGGGACCCAAUCACCAAGCAUGACACAAUAGCUGGGUACUUGUUGAACAUAGCCUUCUUGAAGAUUGUGUUCACGCCUAGGUUCCAGUUGCACUGGGUCAAACAGACAGGACCAUAUGAAAUCACUACAAGGUGGACUAUGGUUAUGAAGUUCAUCCCUCUGCCUUGGAAACCAGAAUUGAUCUUCACAGGAACCUCUGUCAUGGGCAUCAACCCCGAGACUGGGAAGUUCUGCAGCCAUGUGGACUUCUGGGAUUCUAUAAAGAAUAAUGACUACUUUUCUUUAGAAGGUUUGUUGGAUGUAUUCAAGCAGCUGAGGAUUUACAAAACUCCAGACUUGCAAACACCCAAAUAUGAAAUACUAAAAAGAACUGCAAACUAUGAGGUAAGAAAGUAUGCACCUUACGUAGUGGUAGAAGGACCAGUAGACAAGCUGUCCGGGUCAGCUGGUUUCGGUGAUGUUACCGGGUACAUCUUUGGAAAGAACUCGAAAAUGGAGAAGAUACCGAUGACUACUCCUGUCUUCACCGAGGCAUCUGAUGCUGAACUUUCCAAAGUAUCCAUCAAAUUAUGUCUUCCACUGGACAAGGGCAUAAGCAGCUUACCAGAUCCCAAUCAAGAAACAAUUAGCUUGAAAAAGGUGGAAGGAGGCAUUGCUGCCGUUGUCAAGUUCAGUGGAAAGCCUACCGAAGAGAUUGUUCGGGAGAAGGAAAAAGCGUUGCGUGCUAGUCUGACCAGAGAUGGUCUCAAACCAAAGGAGGGUUGUUCGCUUGCCCGUUACAAUGAUCCAGGCCGAACUUGGAGCUUUAUGUUGAGGAAUGAAGUACUGAUAGGGCUGGAAGAGUUCACAUUGGAUUAGCAUAUCCAACAUGUUCUUCGACUAACUCUCCAUGUCAAUGAAUCUUCUCAACAUGCACGGUAAGAGUUCAUUUUUUGGCUAACAAGGUACUAGAGGAGUUUUCUUUAGAAAACUAUGAUCUGAUACCAUGUAGAAUGAUGAGAUUAUAUUCAUAUCUUAAUGUACAUAUUUACACAAGUCAUGACCUGAGAUACAAGUAUGGUUACUUGAUUUAUAGAUCUAGGACACGUAUCCUAACCAUAGAAUCCUUAGCACCCUACCCGCCAUGCGUAGCCAGGGUGGGUAGCAAAUAACGAAGAAAAAAAAAUCCAUAGAAUCCUCAACGGAUUCUCCCUAUGUAACAUCUUCCCAUUGAUGGCUUCUAUCGAAUCGAUAUAUUCACAUUG